AUGGCUCGCGAGAAAAACAACUCAAUAAGGCUUGGCGCCAUGAAAUAUUCGGUGGCGAAACCUCAGCUGAUAGAGUGCAGUUUAAAGAAAAAACUUCAUUGCUCACCGCUUUCGUCUGCUUUUGUGACUCCAGCACAGCGUAUAGGAGUUGUGCCUACAAUGUUGAGAGAAGUUCUUGGUGCUCGAAUUAUGGUAAAGACAUCUAUGAAAUACGCUCGUAGCAAACGCUUACGAAGAAUUUUGGAUGCGCGACAGCUGGCGCUGAAGCUCAUAGCUAAUGUCACCUACGGGUAUACGAGCGCGAACUUCAGCGGAAGAAUGCCGUGUGUUGAGGUUGCGGAUGCUAUCCUAGGAAAAGGCAGAGAAACUCUUGAGCGAGCAAUUGCCCUCGUAAAUGGUGGGAAUUACGGUGGGGCGAAAGUCAUCUAUGGCGAUACAGACAGUAUGUUCGUUUUAGUUCCAGGUAUGCUAUAUUUCAUGAAGGCUAUUCUCUGCAUUUAGCU
Messenger RNA from Strongylus vulgaris, 503 nucleotides. The record is from the annotation of a GenBank genome assembly. Lineage: Eukaryota; Metazoa; Nematoda; Chromadorea; Rhabditida; Strongylidae.